This is a messenger RNA of Paramecium sonneborni, 1568 nucleotides long. The record is from the annotation of a GenBank genome assembly. Lineage: Eukaryota; Ciliophora; Oligohymenophorea; Peniculida; Parameciidae.
AAAUAAAUUAUGUUUAAGACAAGAUAUUUAAUAACCAACUAAUUCACUCAUUUCUCAAGAUCAUCAUUUUCAAGUCAACCAUUUGAUUUGGUAGUAAUAGGAGGUGGUCCAGGAGGAUAUGUAGCAGCAAUAAAAGCAGCUUAAUUGGGUUUGAAGACUGCUUGUGUUGAAAAGAGAGGUACUUUAGGAGGUACUUGUCUAAAUGUAGGCUGCAUUCCAUCUAAAGCCCUUUUAAACAUAAGUCAUAAAUAUGAAGAUGCUCAUAAAAACUUUAAAGGAUUAGGAAUUAAGGUUGAUAAUCUAGGAGUUGAUUGGGCAUAAGUAUAGAAGAAGAAAGGUGAUAUAGUUGGAUCCCUUACAAAAGGAAUUGAAGGUCUAUUUGCUAAAAACAAGGUAUCCUAUUAUAAGGGAUGGGGUAAAUUUGCUACUAAAAAUGAAAUUGCAAUUGAUUUAAAUGAUGGAAAAAAAGAGACCAUAACAACAAAGAAUACCCUUAUUGCAACAGGAAGUGAACCUACUCCUUUUCCAGGAUUAGAAUUUGAUGAAAAAAUAAUCAUCUCAAGUACUGGAGCAUUGUCACUUCAAUAAAUUCCUAAAAAAAUGAUUGUAAUUGGAGGAGGUGUAAUUGGUGUAGAAAUGGCCUCAGUUUAUUAAAGAUUAGGAACAGAAGUUACUGUUGUAGAAUAUUUAGAUAAUAUUUGUGGAGCUAUUGAUCUUGAAAUAUCUAAGGCAUUCUAAAAAAUAUUAACUAAAUAAGGAAUUAAAUUCUUAAUUGGACACAAAGUUUUAGGAGGAAAGAAUUUAGGUAAUGGUGCUGAAGUCACCAUUGAACCAGUUAAAGGAGGUGAUAAAAUUACAUUAACAGCUGAUCAUGUUUUAGUAAGUACAGGUAGACGUCCAUACACUUAAGGAUUAAAUGCUGAAGUAUUUAUAUUUAUAUAUUAACUAAAUAGUCAAUUGGAGUGAAAUUAGAUAAUAAGGGUAGAAUUUCUAUUGGACAUAAUUUUACAACAGGAGUUGAUGGUGUUUAUGCAAUUGGUGAUGUUGUUGAAGGACCUAUGCUUGCACAUAAAGCAGAAGAAGAAGGAAUUGCAGUUGCUGAAAUCUUAUCUGGAAAAGUUGGACAUGUCAAUUACGAUGCUAUUCCAGGAGUCAUCUAUACUAGUCCAGAAGUUGCUACUGUUGGAAAAACAGAAGAAGAACUUAAGAAGGCUGGAGUUUAAUAUUCUAAAGGAUCUUUCCCAUUCUUAGCUAAUUCUAGAGCUAAAGCUAAUGAUGAUAUAGAAGGAUUCAUUAAAGUAUUAACUGAUAAAAAGACCGACAAAUUAUUGGGAGUUCAUAUUGUUGUAAUCUCUUCUUCUUAAUCUCUAGGGUCCCAACGCUGGAGAAAUGAUUGCAGAAGCUGUUCUUGGUAUUGAAUAUGGUGCUGCUUCAGAAGAUCUUGCCAGAACUUGUCAUGCUCAUCCAACCUUAAGUGAAGCUUUGAAGGAAGCAUGCAUGAGUGCUCAUUUCAAACCUAUUCAUAUGUGAGAGCAAUUGAUAAUAAAUAAUAUAAAUAUAUAUAAAUC